Orycteropus afer afer is the source of this 1725-nucleotide messenger RNA. It is a transcript of the gene KASH5, whose product is annotated as KASH domain containing 5. NCBI's taxonomy places the organism in Eukaryota, Metazoa, Chordata, Mammalia, Tubulidentata, Orycteropodidae. Bases 1 to 1725 code for a protein of 574 amino acids. Gene Ontology annotation, cellular component: lateral element; chromosome, telomeric region; meiotic spindle pole. The transcript is spliced from 20 exons. Gene Ontology annotation, biological process: homologous chromosome pairing at meiosis; actin filament organization; spindle localization. Gene Ontology annotation, molecular function: dynein complex binding. The record is from RefSeq and is a predicted model, not a curated record.
AUGCGGCCACCAGGAUCGAUCCGGGCUGCUCGGCUUUAUCGGAUUGUUCCAGGCUCCCGGGAGGGGGUGUACCUCUGGGACCAGCCUGAAGAGGGCAGCCUGGGGACGCCGCUCAGCUUAGAGGAGCAAGUACUCAACUCGACGUUUGAAGCUUGUGACCCCCAGAGGACAGGCAUCGUGGCCGUGACCCAGGUGGUGGCCUACCUGGAGACUGUGACGGGACGGGGCCCCCAGGAUACACGCCUCCAAACACUGGCCCGCAGCCUGGACCCCAAUGGGGAGGGACCUCAGGCCACUGUGGACCUGGCCACUUUUCUGGCCGUCAUGAGGGACUGGAUCGCCACCUGUCAGCUGGACGAGGGAUUAGAGCUGGAAGAGGACACUGCCUUCGAGGGGGCCCUGACCCCCCAGCAGCUGCCAUCUGGAUGCCCAGAAGCUGAGGAGCCGGCUAACCUGGAGAGCUUCGGAGGCGAAGAAGACCCCAGACCCGAGCCGCCGGCCACAGCCGACCUGCUGAGCAGCCUGGAGGACCUGGAGCUCAGCAACCACCGCCUGGCCGGCGAGAACGCCAAGCUGCAGCGCAGCGUGGAGACGGCCGAGGAGGGCGCGGCGCGCCUGGCCGAGGAGAUCGGGGCCCUGCGCAGGCAGCUCCGCAGCGCCCAGCAGGCUCUGCAGUUCGCCAAGGCUGUGGAUGAGGAGCUGGAGGACCUGAAGACUCUGGCCAAGGGCCUGGAGGAGCAGAACCGCAGCCUUCUGGCCCAGGCCCGGCAGACGGAGAAGGAGCAGCAGCACCUGGUGACCAAGAUGGAGUCCCUGCAGGAGGAGAAUGGGAAGUUACUGGCCGAGCGCGACGGAAUGAAGAGGCGGAGUAAGGAGCUGGCCACGGAGAAGGAAGCUCUGAAGCGGCAGAUCUACGAGUGCGAGAGCCUCAUCUGCCAGCGAGACGCCGUUCUCUCCGAGCGCACCUGCCACGCAGAGAGCCUGGCCAAGACCCUGGAGGAGUACAAAGCGACCACCCAGGAGCUGAGGCUGGAGAUUUCACACCUGGAGGGGCAGCUGAGUGAGACCCACGAGGGCCCAGACGAGCCGCCUGAAGGGGCCCAGGUGAGGAGAGUGGGCUGGACCAAGGUGCUGCCCCCGUCGCUGGGCUUGGAGAUCAAGGCCAUUCAGCAGAAACAAGACAUGGCCGCUGAGGCAGAUCUCUCGAGCCCUCUGUGUGGAGUGUGGCAGUGGGAGGAAGUCAUUGAUGAGACCCACGAAGAAGCCAUGAUUCCACCUGAAGCCCCUCCUGGGGGCCAGACAAGCUUCCAGGAGGAGCCCUUGCGGCUGGGAGAAGAACACAGGAAGUGCUCCCCGUGCGUGGGCCGGGCGCAGGCGGCUUGGAGCUGUGAUCUGCCCGUGUCACCAGGGACCAGCCAGGAGGAGGGGCUGACGGCGGGCAGGCCCUCAUCCCAGGCCGGACCGCCACACUUCCAGCAGAUGGGGCUGCCCAGAAGAGAGGAGGAGGAGGCGGAGGAGGCUGAGGCCCCGCUCAGGGCUGCCUUCCCCGUUCCUCCCGGAGCCCCUCACCCUGAAGACACCCCAGGAAGCCCUUCUGAGAGCAGCCCUGUCGCACCCGAACCCCAGCGCGCCCUCCAGCGAGCCCUGGUGCCGGCGGCAAAUGGACCUGCGGGCCACCAUGCCCGGAUGUGUAUCGAUGAGCUGUUUGUCAAAGCUGAUAGAUGA